This is a messenger RNA of Chinchilla lanigera (long-tailed chinchilla), 1460 nucleotides long. RefSeq lists its product as uncharacterized. The record is from RefSeq and is a predicted model, not a curated record. The coding region runs from base 577 to 1320 and encodes 247 amino acids. NCBI's taxonomy places the organism in Eukaryota, Metazoa, Chordata, Mammalia, Rodentia, Chinchillidae. The transcript has 2 exons.
UCCGAGGUCGCCUGCAGCCCGGCGGAAGGGCAGCUCUGGGCCCCCCGGCUGCACCCCGGGCCCCCUCCCCCGCCUGCUGGGAGACGCCCUCCCGACACCCGCACCCUCGCCCUGUGCCACUCCCAGACCGGCCGGGAGGCUCAGUGUUCCCAGCUCCGGAGGCCCAGGCUGCUGCCAAAGCCUCUUUCGUCCCCGCCCGAAGGCGGAAGAGGGUGCCUGGCAGGCAGGAGGCCCCGCAGGGCUGCGUCCUGUCCCUGAGGGUGUCCGCGUCCAGGUGGCCGCUCUCUGUUUACCUGGGCGGCCUUAACCCUCCUGUUGAACCGGGAUGUCCCCAGCGGCAGCCACACACAGAACUGGCGUCAGCGCCCCGGGCCGACUCAGCUCGGAGUCAUGACAGGCUCCGCGCCCUUGUGGUCGGGGUGGCUCAGGUCAAGGGGCAGAUGGGCUCAGCCUGCUCCCACUCCACCCCCGUGCCGGGCCUCAGAGCUCAGGACCCUCGUGAGUCACAGACAGCCGAAGAGACUUGUGGUGACACACAACUGUCAUCCUGGCUACUUGGGAGGCUGAGGCAGGAGCAUGGCAAGUUCCAGGACACAGAACAAUCACAGGAUCGCUCCCCAAGGAAAGAAAGGACCUCAGCAGUCCUGGGACGGUGGGCAGUGGACCUGGCUCUGUCCCGGGAAGACGCCAUCUGCAAAGACCUCAGGCAAGGUCAUGGCGACAGAGGGAGAGUGGACUCACUGCCAUCCCCUCCUCCAGGAGAGCACGGGGCUGGGCCGCACAUCCCGAGGGCAGGGUCCCCACCCGCCGGGGCGCAGCACCCAGCACUCGCCCAUGGACUCACCGGAUCCCGAUCCUCACAGGGUCCGGCAGAGCUUGAAGGCCGGAGGGAGGGUGUGGUGUAAACACGGCCACACAUCUCGGCCGUGUGUGCAGGGCCGCGUUGCUACGCGGGGGCUGGACACAGGGAGCGUUGCGAGGAGUGAGGGGAAGCCAAGGGGAAUGCGAGCAUUGAAAAGAUACAAAUAUGACAGAAAAGACAGGUCGCCGUGCAAGCCCUUCCGAGCCCUCCCCUCGGUGCCGCGGCUCCUGCCAUGGCUCCUGCCGCCGUCCGCAGCAGCUCCGGAGUCCUCUUUCCUGAGUGUCACUACCCGGAGUGAUCAGAAGUGCGGCAGGUGCCCCUGCCCAGCACCGUCCAAGGGGAAGGCAGCUCAUAAAAGCAGGACGCCGUGGCCUCAUCCACCUGUCACCAGGCCUGGUACCGUGCGACUUCCGGCUCUUCUCCAAAGUCAAAAUGACCACGAAAGGUCGACAUUCUGAACCCAUUCAAGACACUGGGGCAGCCAGGACAGCACCAGGGAAGACCCUUGGGACAGAGCCCUGCAGAGCGCCUGCAGGAAGUGUCGAGGACGAGGGGAUGAGUGUGCUCGAGGGGCGGGAGGGCUUCGAGGGGGUGCAUU